Molecule: messenger RNA, 1722 nt
Organism: Caenorhabditis briggsae
Lineage: Eukaryota; Metazoa; Nematoda; Chromadorea; Rhabditida; Rhabditidae
Exons: 6
Coding region: 1-1722 (573 amino acids)
Source: RefSeq, a predicted model, not a curated record
AUGCUCGGAUCGAAUCUCGGAAAGAAAGUGACGGCGGGAGUUGUGCAGGAUCAAUAUAAGCAGUUUUUGAAAAAUAAACCCGAGGAAAAGAAGAAGACGUUGACUCCAGAAGAGAGAAAACUCGCGAAAAGAGCAGAAAUGAGGAAGAAGGGGAUUUUUGUGAAAGCUGACGAUCAGGAUGAGACACCGACGAUUGUGGAGAAAAUCGAUGGUCCCGCGCAACCGAUGAUUUUUGUGCUUCCCGAGAAACCAACGAUUUGGAAAACGUCGAAGAAGAGGACUGAUGGAUGGAAGACAAAGGAUAAGAAGAAGGAGGUGACCAAAAAGGAAAAGAUGCCCAAAUCAGACAUCUCAAUGAGUUCUGGUCCUCAAAAGAAGAAGGUGAAAAAGGAGAAAAAAGCAGGAGCAGCUACAGUGAGCUCACUUCCAACUUCUUCAUCCUCAGCCACGGAUCAAUCUUCUUCAAAUGCUUCGAAAUCCAAAAAGUCUGCUGAAAAAGCUCACAAAUCUUCCGAGUCGGAUGUUUUUAAAAAAGAAGAAAAACCAAAACCAUCUAGCAGGGAAACGGUUGAAAAGAUUCCGGAGGAGAAGAAAAAGGAAGAUGUUGUGGAGCCGAAGAAAUCAGAAGAGAAAUUAGUGGAGAAAGUGGAAGAGAACAAACCGGAUGAGCCUGUUAAAGAGCCGGAACCGAAGGUCCUGGAGCAGAAAGCAGCAGAUCAGAAAGUGGAGGAGAAGCCAGUGGAGAAAUUUGAAGAAAAGAAGGAAGCUGCAGCUACCCCAGAACCUCCAAAAUCUGUUCCUGCUCCAGUUCAACCAUCUCCAGAAGUCAAAACUCCAGAAACCGAAACUCAAACUCCUCCUACCCAACCCACUCCUGCUCCUCCACCUACGGCUAAAGCUAAAAAAGAGCCAAAAGAAAACAGCAAGACAGAAGAAGUUCCAUUGGUAGUAACCGUUUCGAAUCCUUCCGUAACCGACUCCAAAAAAACAAUUUCCGCGCCAAUCGCUGAAAACCAACCGGACGCUUUUGAAAAAUUAGAUGACGAUGAGUUCGAAAAAAUGACAUCAGAUGCGGAUGAGAAGGAGAUUCUCAAAUUGGCACCACGUCUUCUGAAAGUUGCCAAAAAACACGCGGCAAUGGAAAAGUGUCUGACAGCCGAGGAAAAUGAAGUUUUGGCGAAGUUUUUCUCCGGAAAACAGAAAUUGGAUGCGACUGUUUUGGCUGUGUUGGAUUCGGCACUCGACAAGAUUAUUGAUUAUUUGCAGAAGAAUAAUUGUGCCGUGGAUGAUGAGACAAAAGCUGUUAUGAAGAAAAGAGACAAGCUCAAAGCAGCAAUGAUGAAAGAGUUUCUAGUAUCUCCACAGUAUCUGCCAAAGACUUGGACCGCCAAAUUCAAUGAAUGGAAGAGUGAGGCGGAGAAGCAAAAGAAUGGAAUCAACUGGUUCCGUGUCAUUUUCCAUUACCCCAAGCACAAAUCGUUUGAUGAUGGACCAGAAGACACUUUCGGAAACUUUCAUCGUCGUCAUCGUGGUCUUCUGAUGGGAAUCAUAUUGGGACCAGGAGAUGUGAAAUCGUUUGAAGAAACGAAAAGAGAAGAUGAUUGUCAGGGAAUGUUUUUGGAUACGAAGAUUAUUGAGAAUGCCAAUGUGGAUACGAAGGAUACCAGCUCAACUGUCAGCGAACGUCGCACUUUGAUGACUACGAAAAGUUCGAAGAAAUAG